CGCCCUCUGAUCAGGUUCUGACUUUCCCAAAGUCUUCGACGGGUCUAAAGAGAGCAAAGAGAGGUUGGGUAAUUCCUCCGUUCCAUGUGCCUGAGAAUAGCAGAGGGCCAUUCCCGAUGAAGCUGGUCCAGAUAAAGUCAGACUUUGUCAAGGAAACUCCAAUGGUGUACAGCAUCACAGGUGAAGGGGCAGAUCAGGACCCAAAGGGACUUUUCACUGUUGAAAGAUUAUCAGGGAAUCUCUUUGUCACUCAGCCACUCGACAGAGAAAAAAAAGCUUCGUACAGACUUAUAGCUCAUGCUGUAGCACGUGACGUGGAUAAUGUAAAAGAAAGUCCAAUGGAAAUUCUCAUCAACGUGAUUGACCAAAAUGAUAAUAAGCCUGUGUUUACUCAAAAUCCUUUUAAUGGACGUGUUCAUGAAGCUGCUGGAAAAGGUAGGUGUAUGGUGCAGUUUCUCAAUAAAAUGGCUUUUAGCU
Sinocyclocheilus rhinocerous is the source of this 477-nucleotide messenger RNA. Its product is annotated as cadherin-4-like. Lineage: Eukaryota; Metazoa; Chordata; Actinopteri; Cypriniformes; Cyprinidae. Gene Ontology annotation, molecular function: calcium ion binding; cadherin binding; beta-catenin binding. Gene Ontology annotation, cellular component: cytoplasm; catenin complex; adherens junction. The record is from RefSeq and is a predicted model, not a curated record. The transcript has 3 exons. Gene Ontology annotation, biological process: cell-cell junction assembly; calcium-dependent cell-cell adhesion; cell morphogenesis. The annotation marks the transcript as partial.